AUGGACAGCCCGAGUCAUUCACCUCGUGUAUCGACAACAUCGGUACCACUUGUUUUAGCAGUGGAUGGGCACAGUUGGUCUUAUUGGGCAUUUGUUUGGCUUGGUCUUGGUUCUUUAUUACCAUUUAAUUUUUUUAUAACAGCUGAUCCAUAUUUUCGUUAUAAACUGCAUGAUUCAAAAACGCCAAAUUCAUCAGCAUCACGUCUUGAAUUGUCAUAUGAAAAUGCUGUUACACUUAGCGUAUCUGUACCUAAUUUAAUUGCAACAAUUUUAGUUACAUUUGUUUGUGUACCAUAUAUACAUAAAUAUCGUAUAUACUCAUCAUUAAGUGGCAUCGCCAUAUGCUUAUUGAUAUGUUUUGCAUUUAUUUUUGUCAAUGUCAAUCAAUGGCGUGAAAUAUUCUUUAUCGUAACGAUGGGACUCGUUAUGAUUCAAGGUGUUCUAUGUGCUAUUUUACUCAAUUGUUUCUUUUCAUUAGCAUCGACAUUACCUAGCCGAUAUAUUCAAGGAUUUGUUGCUGGUCAAGCACUUGGCGGUGUAUUUGUAGUAUUAUGUUCGAUAGCAUCCAUAUUAUUUUCAAAUGAUAUAUCUGUUUCUGCUGCUAUAUAUUUUCUUCUUGCUCUAUUUGUCAUUGCAUCGAAUUUAUUAACAUAUAUCUAUGUUGAAAAAUCUCACUUAUUACAAAUAUAUUCAUCGUCAAUACAAGAAGUAAACAAUGAACAUGAACCGUUACUUCGUUCAUCAAUAUUAGAUGAUAAUGCAAUUGAUUCACUCAACAUAACAGCAUUAGCAUUACGCCAACGUUUAUUUGUUGCUUAUAAACAUACGAAAUGGAAUUUUUUCGGAAUAUUUUUAACAUUUGUUUGCACACUAUCACUUUUUCCAGCGUACAUGUCAAAAAUUCAACCUGCGUAUCCUUCAAUUGAUUAUCCACAUACACUGUGGACAGACCGUUUAUAUACGCAAGUAAUGACAUUUCUAUUAUUUAAUGUCGGCGAUACACUUGGCCGUAUGAUAUCAGCAAAAAUUCAAAUCCCAUCAAUAUUACGAUCGCGUCUUCUUUUCUUUAUAUGUCUACUAAGAUUUAUAUUUAUACCUUUAUUUGGUCUAUGUCAUUUUCCGAAUACGAAUGGUUUUCCAUAUGUGUUUAAAAAUGAUUUUAUUUAUGCAUCGAUUGUCUUAUUAUUUUCUUUGUCACAUGGUUAUUGUAACUCACUUAAUAUGAUGUAUGCACCACGACGUGUUCAUGCUCAAUUGAGUAGUACAGUUGGAGCACUUAUGCUCAUGGCACUUACAUUUGGUAUAUUUGUUGGUUCGUUAUUAUCGUAUGGCGUUGUGGCAUUAUAUGGCGAUGCUCAAGAACCUGAUAAUAUACAGUUCCAAUGA
Molecule: messenger RNA, 1386 nt
Organism: Rotaria socialis
Lineage: Eukaryota; Metazoa; Rotifera; Eurotatoria; Philodinida; Philodinidae
Source: the annotation of a GenBank genome assembly